AUGCUUUGCGACUCAGGUUCCGCCGGCGUCGCUCCCAACAUCCUCGGCCCACUCCUGCGCAAACCAGUCCACUCCUGCGCCCCACCGCCCUGCUUCUGCCUCCCCUGUCAAACCGAUCUGUCACUGCCUGCAGGACCCAGCCCUUCCUCGCCUACUGCCAGGCCCCAGGCCCGCGGCCACACUGAGAAGAUGGGCAGCCGGCCCCGCAGCCCCAGCGCCUCCCCUGCGGACCGGUGGGGACCGCAUCCCGGAGGACCGGGCCCUGCCAAGCGCCGGCGAACGGAGGAGCCCGCGGGCCCCGAGUCCAAGUCCAGGGCGGCAUCCAGCCUGGACAACCUGACCUGGCCCCCGACCGUGGACACUCUCAUCUUCGUGGUGGUCCUGCCCGCCGGCUGUGCCCUGCACGUGCCCCUGGACGACGUCGACCUGCUGCUGGAGUCCGAGCCAACGUCCGUGCUGCAAGUGUCUCUCGGAGAUCACAUCCUCAUGCUGGUCCCUGAGGCCCUCCUGGGCCCGGCUGUCCCAGAGAUCGCCUGCCAAGAAGAGGUCAACGAGGAGGACGCGGAUGCUGACGCUGACUUCCUGCCGGCUGGGACAGAUGCUGCUGCAGUCUCAGUCGCUGGGCUCCUCCCCUCGGCUGGAUGUAUGUCUGGCUUCCACCUGUUGGGCCAAGCCUCAGAGCCGUCCCCUCGGACCCCCAACACUAGUCCAGAGAGACGCUCUCCUCACCACGACGACAACCUGGACUUGUACCUUCUAGAGCCCUUCCCCGACUCACCACUCCAACCUCUACCUCCCUCUCCAAGUCCAGGUCCUCACCAGCGUCCCCAGCGCCCUCAUGGUCCUCCACGCAAGAUCCGGAAAUGCCUGUUCCCUUAA
Orcinus orca (killer whale) is the source of this 879-nucleotide messenger RNA. Its product is annotated as proline-rich protein 23C-like. Lineage: Eukaryota; Metazoa; Chordata; Mammalia; Artiodactyla; Delphinidae. The transcript has 3 exons. The record is from RefSeq and is a predicted model, not a curated record. Bases 1 to 879 code for a protein of 292 amino acids.